AUGCUCCUCUCCUCCUCCUCCUCUUCAAAGACCAACAAUCCGUUGACACAGAUCCUGGUCCUGUACCACAAGGCAACUUCCACAUUCCUCCUCCGCCAACUCGCUUCUGCCUACUCGACCUCCCUCGAGGCCAUCGAGCUUCUCGCAAGGACCAACCAGGACUAUGGCCUCGACCACUCUGACAACAUCAACACCCAACGGUCCUUCUAUGUUCUCAAGCAGAAGCUCUGGAUCUUGCAUUCGACUAUCUAUGGCGCCAUGCUGACCGAUCGUGCUGCUUCAGAGGAGUCUAAAGGAAAAACUGGUGGAUUGUUGAACGGUGUUCGGAAAAGAGUCUCGGGAUCGUCUUCAAAGGAUAGUCCGGAAAAGUUAGUCAAGGAUCUGUGGAAGAGGCUUGUGGAAGAUUAUGCUGGAUUGGAGGGUGAUGUCGAUGGUCAAGUCAUGGUUCCCUUUGUGAUGAUGUGUGUGCAGCAAAAGUUGUACACUUUGGCGAGACAGAUCGUGGAGGCAUACUUGGCAACAAUCCCUGAGGGCAUGUUGAUUCAUCUGGAGACGGCUGCCGGCGUUUCCUUAAACCCUGAGGGACCCAAGGAUCCGUUGAUGACCAACUAUGAACGAUUGGUCGAGCUGUACCUUAUCCAUGUCCUUGCCAAGCUCGGCGAAUGGACCUCUGCCACCGACUUUUUGCAGUAUAACACCGUCCUCUCUGAUUCUUCCAAGAAGUCGUAUGGCAAGAUUCUGGAGAAGCUGCAUCAAAAGUCGUUGAGACCCAAAAAGACAAAGUCUUCUCUCCCUUCACUCGCCGACUCAAGAUCGUCCAACACUUCUGCUUCGCCCUCUGUUUCUUCGACCUCUGUCUCGUCCCCUACACUCUCAUCCGCAUCGACUAUGGGAUCCCCUGCUUCAACUCAUACUCUGGAAACCAGGAGCAACGGAUCCUUGCCAUCUUCACAACAGUCGAGCGCCACAUCCGCAGUCACCACAUCUGUGACGAAAAUGGCCACUACGACGGUUAUUGCUUCUUCAGGACGUUCCAAGGUCGCAGUGGGCAAGAAGGGAUCAGCAACAGCUGUUCAGGCAACAAAGACACAGGGAAGGUUGAUGAUUCUGCUGCAGCAUUAUGUUGACCAAAUCAAGGCCAUGUCGAGUCAGAUGGGAGCGAACCAGUUGAUGGUGAUCGUGGGAUUGGUGGUAUUUAUGGGAGUUUUGUCGCGCAACCGGACCAAGGCAUCGAAAUAUCUAAAGGCGGCAGCCAACAAAGUGAUGCAGACUGUCAAGAUGGGCACCACUGUCACCAGUAUCUGA
This is a messenger RNA of Linnemannia hyalina, 1305 nucleotides long. The record is from the annotation of a GenBank genome assembly. NCBI's taxonomy places the organism in Eukaryota, Fungi, Mortierellomycota, Mortierellomycetes, Mortierellales, Mortierellaceae.